This is a messenger RNA of Rotaria sordida, 486 nucleotides long. NCBI's taxonomy places the organism in Eukaryota, Metazoa, Rotifera, Eurotatoria, Philodinida, Philodinidae. The record is from the annotation of a GenBank genome assembly.
AUGCAAUUAAAUGAUUUAGAAAAUGAAGAUGAAGAAUUUCAAAAUUUUCUUAAACAAGCAACAUUAUCAAAAAAGAUUGAUGAAAAUAAACAAACAACAAAUAAUAAUGAACGUAUUGCUAUUAAACCUGAACCUGGUUUUUGUUUAAAAACAAAACGACUUGAUGAUGAAAUAAACAAUGAAAAAAUCUUUAUUAAUGUUUGUACAUCAUCUCAAAUAAAUGCUCCAAAAGAAAUAACUGAAGAAGAACUUAUUGAAAUUGUUAAAUCAGAAGAUCCAGGAAGAUAUCGUGUACCAAUUAGUUUAGGUGAACCAGUAGCUGAUCUUGAUAAACAUGGACAAGGUUGUACAAUUUUUACUGUUAUUAUUCAUCCGGAUUUUUUUCGUCGUGCACAUUCAAGUCAAACAUUUAUGAAUUUUUUACUUACAUUAAUUUAUGAAGGUUUAGAAAAUAAAUAUCCUCAAUUUAAACUUGAUACUGCAUAG